ACUAAUGAAUUUCAAAGUCAGAGUCAAUUUGAAAUUUUGUAAAAAAAAAGAAAAGGAUACAAAAAAGUACAAAUUUAGAAAAUAAAGGUUUAAAGGUCAAAUAUUUUUGAAAUGUUUUAAAAGAUAUGGAAAUAACAGAUAAGUUUUAACUGUAUCACGUUUUUUAUUUAUCUGUUAAGUUAAAGAUAAGUAAUUUAUAGUCAAGGUUAAUUCUUCUAAGUAAAUACUAAAAUUUUAUUUCUCUAUUCGUUCUGAAAUACUUCUUGAUAUGACUACAUAGUAUUUAUUUUUUUAAGAAAUAUGACAAAAUCGUCAGUCAAGUCAAUACUGUGCUGUGACAAACAAAUAUUCACACAAAUAAAUUCCUAAUUAUUUUAUUUGUAACUUUUUUGUAAUUCAUUUUAUAAAAUAUUUAUAAAGUAUUUUAUGAAACAUUUUUUUCAAUUUUAUAUUUAAUAUUUAAAAAUAAAUGUAAUUAUUUAUUUAAAAAAGAAAAAUGUUAUUUCAAUGUUUUGUGAUAGUUCCUCUACUGUUUGGGAUUUUUUAUCUCUAUUCAAAAUACAAACUCUCGUAUUGGCAGAGAAGAGGUGUUCAAGUACCAGUUAGUAGUAAUUUGAUUUUUGGAAAUUUCACUGAUACGCUAACUUUCAAAAAACCACCGGGAAAAGUGUUGCAAGAUAUUUACGAGAGUGUUAAUUCAGAGCCAUAUGUGGGAUUCUAUAUUUUUCAUAAACCAAUUCUAAUGAUUCGAGAUUUGAAAUUAAUAAAGCAAAUAAUGGUGAAGGAUUUUGAUAUUUUUUCGAAUCGACGUUUCGGCGGUGAUUAUGAAAUUGAUUCUGUGGGUUUAAUUAAUCUUUUGUCAAUUCAUCAACCAGGAUGGAAAUAUUUACGAUCGAAAAUGACGCCAAGUUUGUCGGGUUUGAAAUUAAAGAGAAUGGUACCAUUGAUGACAAAUUGUACCAUUCCGCUUGUGGAUUUUAUCGAAAGGACAAAAAUCAACGAUGAUGGCUGGAAGGAAUUUGAAUUGAAGGAAAUUUCUUCAAGAUACACGACUGAUAUUAUUUCUUCAAUUGCUUUUGGAAUAUCUACAAAUUCAUUUGAUGAGAAAAACGAUGAAUUUUGGAGAGCAGGACAAAGAAUCUUGACGGGUUUUAAAAGAGGAAUCGUAUUCUUAAUUUUCUUCUUUAUUCCAAAUUUGAUUGGUUUUGUAAAACCAUUUUGCACUGAGCCAGCUGAUUUUUUUCGAAAAGUAUUUUGGAAUUCAAUGAAUAGUCGAGAGAAACUUGGCACUAAGAGAGGUGACUUAAUUGAUUCGUUUUUGACCUUGAAGAAUGGUGAACAAUCUUCUGAUUUUAAAUUUGAAGAUGAUAAUUUAUUGGGUCAAGCUCUAUCGUUUUAUAUUGCGGGUCUUGAGGCGGUAUCAAGUGCAAUUGCAUUUUCACUUUAUGAAUUGUCUCGUCACACUGAAUAUCAGUCUCAACUUUUUGAAGAAAUUAAAAUUCAUCUCGAUAAUGAAGAAUUAACACUGGAAUCUAUAAAUAAAAUGGAACUUUUGGAUCAAGUUGUCAAUGAAACAUUGAGACUGUAUCCACCUCUUCCAAUGAUUGACAGAAUUGCCAGCAAAAAUUAUAAAUUACCAGGAACAGAUUUAAUAAUCGAGAAAAAUACACCAAUUUAUGUUUCGAUAAAUGGAACAAAUCGUGAUCCAAGAUAUUUUAAUAAUCCUGAUGAAUUUAAUCCACUGAGAUCAAAAAGUGCGAUGCAGGAAAUUUCCAGUUCUUCACUUGCUUUUGGUCUUGGACCAAGAUCUUGUAUAGGUCAGAGAAUUGGUCAAAUUAUGACGAAAGUUGCGAUUAUUACAAUUUUAAAAAAAUAUAAACUUUCGCAUAAAACGAAAGACGAUAAUUUAUUUAGUUCAAUUAAUGUAUUUACAACAGCAGCUGAUGGUGUCCACGUACAAUUUAAAAAUCGUAAAGAUUAAUUUAUUUUUUUGUAAAAUACAAUUAUAUUGUAAUUUUUCAAUCAAUUGUUUGAAAAUCAAAUAAUUUUUGUUAAUCUUUAUUUUCGUUUAUUCUAAAGUUCUGGAUGACGUUUAAUUGGACGUAAUUUAUAUAUUUCUUCGUAAAAUUAAAUUUUUAUUGCAAAAAUUUUGAGUCACUAACAAACAAAUUAAGGGGUUACGCCACCCUGAACGCAUGAAAAUCGGAUGGUUUUUUAGGAAUUUUUUUGAUAAAACUGUUUCAGGUAGGACUUCUUUACAUUUAUUGAUGCUUUAGUACAUAUAUUGAGCUUUAUAAAUAUUUAAAAAAAAAUUGUUUUUAAUUAAAAAUGGCGGAGAUAUAACUAUUGGCGUGGAUCAAUUUUUCCGGAGCACUCCUUGAUGGUGUACAUGAUUGGCAGUUCAAUUUUUGUCAGAAACAAGUAAAACAAUAUUUUUCUUAAAAAGUGAUAAAUUUUGAACAGAGUGACGAAGCCAUUUUAAAAAAAAAAAUUUUUUACGCAAAUGGAAGCACUUCAAAAAUUGACAUUUUUUUUUUGGCUAAAAUUACCGUAUAAAAAAUUGGAUAAAAAAUUUUCAAAUUAUUCAAUCAAAAAAAUCCCACGUCACUCUGUGGAAAAUCUAUUUAGGAAGAUGUAUAUUAAUUUUCAAGUCAAUCGAUUGAAUAGUUUUUGAGUUAUCGUGUACACCGUCUCGAAAAUUGUGGUUUCGAGAAAAACGCAAAAGAAGAAAAAAAUGAACUUUAGUGUAUUAUAACUUGAAAAUUUUUCAAUUUACUAUUUAAUCAGCAAUUCCUGGGCCAUAAUUUUUUUUAUUUAAGAAUGGAAGGGAUACAAUGAAAAGGACCCUUCCUAAAUCAUGAAAGGGCCCCCUAGACCAUUCGAAAAUAGAAAGUCGCUGCUUCCAGCAGCUCUCGGCGCGUCCCCACCGCGCUGACUUCUAAUGACCAUAACUUUUGUAAUUAGUGAGACAUUGUCUUCGGCGACAUCUCAAAAUAUUCGUUAGAAUAUAAACUUUGAAAUUAAGCAAAAAAAAAAAAUAAAUUUUUUUGAAAAUUUCAGGGUGGCGUA
Messenger RNA from Leptopilina heterotoma, 3069 nucleotides. RefSeq names its product cytochrome P450 6k1-like. Lineage: Eukaryota; Metazoa; Arthropoda; Insecta; Hymenoptera; Figitidae. The record is from RefSeq and is a predicted model, not a curated record. The transcript has 5 exons. Bases 497 to 1981 code for a protein of 494 amino acids. Gene Ontology annotation, molecular function: oxidoreductase activity, acting on paired donors, with incorporation or reduction of molecular oxygen; monooxygenase activity; iron ion binding.